GGCUUCUCAGAUGCUUUAGGAUAUCUUCAAGGAAAUCAACUCUUUACAUAAACUGAGAAUUCAGACAUUCUAAGUAAGGAUCUUCAAAUCAUUUAGGAAAAUGGUGGCCCUGUCCUUAAAGAUUUGUGUCCGCCACUGCAAUGUGGUGAAGACCAUGCAGUUUGAACCAUCUACAGCCGUGUACGAUGCAUGUCGAGUCAUUAGGGAACGGGUACCGGAGGCACAAACUGGCCAAGCUUCUGAUUAUGGGCUAUUUCUCUCGGAUGAAGACCCCAGGAAAGGAAUUUGGCUGGAAGCAGGCAGAACACUGGAUUACUACAUGUUGCGAAAUGGGGAUAUUUUGGAAUACAAGAAGAAACAGAGACCUCAGAAAAUCCGGAUGCUGGAUGGAUCCGUGAAAACAGUGAUGGUGGAUGACUCCAAGACCGUUGGGGAACUCCUGGUUACUAUUUGCAGCAGGAUAGGAAUAACAAACUAUGAAGAGUACUCUUUAAUCCAAGAAACGAUUGAAGAAAAGAAAGAGGAAGGGACAGGGACACUAAAAAAAGACAGGACUCUAUUGCGAGACGAGAGGAAGAUGGAGAAGCUGAAGGCCAAGCUUCACACGGAUGAUGACUUAAAUUGGCUGGAUCACAGCCGAACAUUCAGAGAACAAGGAGUAGAUGAACACGAGACAUUGCUACUUAGACGGAAGUUUUUCUACUCUGAUCAGAAUGUGGACUCAAGAGACCCCGUGCAGCUGAAUUUACUUUAUGUUCAGGCUCGGGAUGAUAUCCUGAAUGGCUCCCAUCCUGUCUCCUUUGAAAAAGCUUGUGAGUUUGGAGGAUUUCAAGCCCAGAUACAAUUUGGACCUCAUGUGGAACAUAAACACAAACCGGGAUUCUUAGAUCUAAAGGAAUUCCUGCCCAAAGAAUACAUCAAGCAGAGAGGAGCUGAAAAGAGAAUAUUUCAGGAGCAUAAGAACUGUGGAGAGAUGAGCGAAAUAGAAGCCAAGGUCAAGUAUGUCAAACUUGCCCGAUCCCUCCGGACGUAUGGUGUGUCCUUUUUUCUGGUGAAGGAAAAGAUGAAAGGCAAGAACAAGCUGGUGCCUCGCCUGCUGGGCAUCACCAAGGACUCAGUGAUGCGUGUGGAUGAGAAGACCAAGGAAGUGCUGCAGGAGUGGCCACUUACCACGGUUAAGCGCUGGGCAGCCUCACCCAAAAGCUUCACCCUGGAUUUUGGGGAGUAUCAGGAAAGCUACUAUUCAGUCCAAACCACUGAAGGAGAGCAGAUAUCCCAGCUGAUUGCAGGCUACAUUGACAUCAUCCUCAAAAAGAAACAAAGUAAAGACAGAUUUGGAUUAGAGGGGGAUGAGGAGUCGACUAUGCUGGAAGAGUCCGUUUCCCCGAAAAAGUCUACCAUCUUGCAGCAGCAGUUCAAUCGGACUGGGAAGGUGGAGCACGGCUCUGUGGCACUGCCCGCCGUGAUGCGCUCAGGCUCCAGCGGGCCCGAGACCUUCAACGUGGGCAGCAUGCCCUCACCACAGCAGCAGGUCAUGGUUGGGCAGAUGCACCGAGGGCACAUGCCCCCGCUGACCUCGGCCCAGCAGGCCCUCAUGGGGACCAUCAACACAAGCAUGCACGCUGUCCAGCAGGCCCAGGACGACCUCAGCGAGCUGGAUUCACUGCCACCCCUCGGCCAGGAUAUGGCGUCACGGGUGUGGGUUCAGAAUAAAGUCGACGAGUCCAAACACGAAAUCCACUCUCAGGUCGAUGCGAUCACAGCUGGAACAGCUUCAGUAGUUAACCUCACUGCUGGUGACCCUGCAGACACCGACUACACAGCAGUGGGAUGUGCAAUCACCACCAUUUCUUCCAACCUGACGGAGAUGUCCAAGGGCGUGAAGCUCUUGGCGGCUCUGAUGGACGAUGAGGUGGGCAGUGGGGAGGACUUGCUCAGAGCUGCAAGGACCCUCGCGGGGGCAGUGUCGGACUUGCUGAAAGCUGUGCAGCCUACUUCUGGAGAGCCUCGACAGACAGUUUUGACUGCUGCUGGAAGCAUUGGACAAGCCAGUGGGGAUCUUCUGAGGCAGAUCGGAGAGAAUGAGACUGAUGAGCGAUUCCAGGAUGUUUUAAUGAGUUUGGCCAAAGCUGUGGCCAAUGCUGCUGCCAUGUUGGUAUUAAAGGCGAAGAAUGUUGCCCAAGUAGCUGAAGACACAGUGCUACAGAACAGGGUGAUUGCUGCAGCCACCCAGUGUGCCCUCUCUACCUCCCAGCUUGUGGCGUGUGCCAAGGUGGUGAGCCCCACCAUCAGCUCCCCCGUGUGCCAGGAGCAGCUGAUUGAAGCGGGCAAGCUCGUGGACCGCUCAGUGGAGAACUGUGUCCGUGCCUGCCAGGCAGCCACCGACGACAGCGAGCUCCUGAAGCAGGUCAGCGCAGCGGCCAGCGUGGUCAGCCAGGCCCUGCACGAUCUCCUGCAGCAUGUGCGACAGUUUGCCAGCCGAGGCGAGCCCAUCGGCCGCUACGACCAGGCCACCGACACCAUCAUGUGUGUCACCGAGAGCAUCUUCAGCUCCAUGGGCGAUGCCGGUGAAAUGGUGCGCCAGGCCCGAGUCCUGGCCCAGGCGACCUCAGACCUCGUCAACGCCAUGAGGUCGGAUGCAGAAGCUGAAAUCGACAUGGAGAACUCAAAGAAGCUCCUGGCAGCCGCGAAACUCCUGGCCGACUCCACAGCUCGCAUGGUGGAAGCUGCCAAGGGGGCUGCAGCCAAUCCUGAGAAUGAAGACCAGCAGCAGAGACUGAGAGAAGCUGCGGAAGGCCUCCGGGUAGCAACAAACGCCGCCGCCCAGAACGCCAUCAAGAAAAAAAUUGUCAACCGAUUGGAGGUGGCAGCCAAGCAGGCUGCGGCCGCCGCCACGCAGACCAUCGCCGCCUCCCAGAACGCGGCCGUGUCCAACAAGAACCCCGCCGCCCAGCAGCAGCUGGUUCAGAGCUGCAAGGCAGUGGCCGAUCACAUCCCUCAGCUGGUCCAGGGGGUGAGAGGGAGCCAAGCCCAAGCAGAAGACCUUAGCGCCCAGCUGGCUCUCAUCAUCUCCAGCCAGAACUUCCUCCAGCCUGGAAGCAAGAUGGUGUCCUCUGCCAAAGCCGCAGUGCCCACCGUGAGUGACCAGGCUGCAGCUAUGCAGCUGAGCCAGUGUGCCAAGAACCUUGCCACCAGCUUGGCGGAGCUGCGUACUGCCUCGCAGAAGGCCCAUGAAGCCUGUGGCCCUAUGGAAAUCGAUUCAGCUCUGAGCACCGUGCAGACACUCAAGAAUGAACUGCAGGACGCCAAGAUGGCAGCUGUGGAGAGUCAGCUGAAACCACUUCCGGGGGAGACGCUGGAAAAAUGCGCUCAAGACCUAGGAAGUACAUCCAAGGCAGUGGGCUCAUCCAUGGCACAGCUCCUAACCUGUGCUGCUCAAGGCAAUGAGCACUACACAGGGGUGGCUGCCAGAGAGACAGCCCAAGCUCUGAAAACGCUGGCCCAGGCUGCCCGUGGGGUGGCCGCAUCCACGAGCGACCCUGCAGCUGCGCAUGCCAUGUUAGAUUCUGCUCGAGACGUCAUGGAAGGCUCCGCCAUGCUCAUCCAAGAAGCGAAGCAGGCCCUGAUUGCACCUGGGGAUGCUGAGAGUCAGCAGAGACUGGCCCAGGUGGCCAAAGCCGUCUCACACUCCUUGAAUAACUGCGUGAAUUGUCUCCCGGGGCAGAAGGAUGUGGAUGUGGCCUUGAAGAGCAUUGGCGAGUCCAGCAAGAAGCUGCUUGUGGACUCGUUACCUCCGAGCACAAAGCCUUUCCAGGAAGCCCAGAGUGAGCUGAACCAAGCCGCGGCUGAUCUGAACCAGUCUGCCGGGGAAGUGGUCCAUGCCACCCGGGGCCAGAGCGGAGAACUCGCCGCAGCCUCUGGCAAGUUCAGUGAUGAUUUCGAUGAAUUUCUCGAUGCUGGCAUUGAGAUGGCGGGCCAAGCUCAGACGAAAGAAGACCAGAUCCAAGUGAUAGGCAACCUCAAGAAUAUCUCUAUGGCAUCCAGCAAGCUGUUGUUAGCUGCCAAGUCUCUCUCGGUGGAUCCAGGAGCCCCCAAUGCAAAAAAUCUCCUGGCAGCUGCUGCAAGAGCUGUGACCGAGAGCAUCAAUCAGCUCAUCACUCUGUGCACCCAGCAAGCUCCAGGCCAGAAAGAAUGUGAUAAUGCCCUACGGGAGCUCGAGACUGUCAAGGGGAUGUUGGACAAUCCUAAUGAACCUGUGAGUGACCUCUCUUACUUUGACUGCAUUGAGAGUGUGAUGGAAAACUCCAAGGUUCUGGGCGAGUCGAUGGCAGGGAUUUCACAGAACGCCAAGACCGGGGACCUCCCUGCAUUUGGGGAGUGUGUGGGGAUUGCGUCCAAGGCCCUCUGUGGGCUGACAGAGGCUGCAGCCCAGGCUGCAUACCUGGUGGGCAUCUCUGAUCCAAAUAGCCAGGCGGGACAUCAGGGCCUCGUGGACCCCAUCCAGUUUGCCAGGGCUAACCAGGCUAUCCAGAUGGCAUGCCAGAACCUGGUGGACCCCGGCAGCAGCCCGUCACAGGUUCUGUCGGCGGCCACAAUUGUCGCCAAGCACACCUCCGCCCUUUGCAAUGCCUGCCGCAUCGCCUCGUCCAAGACGGCCAACCCAGUGGCCAAGAGGCACUUUGUCCAGUCAGCCAAGGAAGUCGCCAACAGCACUGCCAACCUCGUGAAGACCAUCAAGGCCCUGGAUGGGGAUUUCUCCGAAGACAACCGCAAUAAGUGUCGCAUUGCCACCGCACCCUUGAUCGAAGCUGUGGAGAACCUGACAGCAUUCGCAUCCAACCCUGAGUUUGUCAGCGUUCCUGCCCAGAUCAGUUCCGAGGGCUCCCAGGCGCAGGAACCGAUCCUGGUCUCAGCCAAGACCAUGCUGGAGAGUUCGUCAUACCUCAUUCGCACUGCACGCUCACUGGCCAUCAACCCCAAAGACCCGCCCACCUGGUCUGUGCUAGCUGGACACUCCCACACCGUGUCUGACUCAAUCAAGAGUCUCAUCACAUCUAUCAGGGACAAGGCCCCUGGACAGAGAGAGUGUGACUACUCCAUUGAUGGCAUCAACCGAUGCAUCCGGGACAUUGAGCAGGCCUCGCUGGCAGCUGUCAGCCAGAGCUUGGCCACAAGGGAUGACAUCUCUGUGGAGGCCCUGCAGGAGCAGCUAACUUCAGUGGUCCAGGAAAUCGGGCACCUUAUCGAUCCCAUCGCCACAGCGGCGCGGGGAGAAGCAGCUCAGCUGGGACAUAAGGUGACACAGCUGGCAAGCUACUUUGAGCCCCUGAUCUUAGCUGCAGUCGGUGUCGCCUCCAAGAUUCUGGAUCAUCAGCAGCAGAUGACGGUGCUGGACCAGACCAAGACGCUCGCAGAAUCUGCCCUGCAGAUGUUGUAUGCAGCCAAAGAAGGUGGAGGAAACCCCAAGGCCCAGCACACCCACGAUGCCAUCACAGAGGCCGCCCAGCUCAUGAAGGAGGCUGUCGAUGACAUCAUGGUGACACUGAAUGAAGCUGCCAGUGAAGUGGGGCUGGUGGGAGGCAUGGUCGACGCCAUUGCAGAGGCCAUGAGCAAGCUGGAUGAAGGCACUCCUCCAGAACCAAAGGGAACAUUUGUCGACUAUCAGACAACUGUGGUUAAAUAUUCCAAAGCCAUUGCGGUGACAGCUCAGGAAAUGAUGACUAAGUCGGUUACUAACCCGGAGGAGUUGGGAGGACUGGCUUCACAAAUGACCAGUGACUAUGGGCACCUGGCUCUCCAGGGCCAGAUGGCAGCAGCCACAGCGGAGCCAGAGGAGAUCGGCUUCCAGAUUCGCACUCGCGUGCAGGACCUGGGCCAUGGCUGCAUCUUCCUGGUGCAGAAGGCAGGGGCCCUCCAGGUGUGCCCCACGGACAGCUACACCAAGAGGGAGCUCAUCGAGUGUGCCCGCGCAGUCACAGAAAAGGUGUCCUUGGUGCUAUCAGCUCUGCAGGCUGGGAACAAGGGGACCCAGGCAUGCAUCACAGCCGCCACUGCAGUGUCUGGGAUUAUAGCCGACCUGGACACCACCAUCAUGUUUGCCACCGCGGGGACGCUGAAUGCAGAGAACAAUGAGACCUUUGCAGACCACAGGGAGAACAUUCUGAAGACAGCCAAGGCCUUGGUGGAAGACACGAAGCUGCUGGUGUCGGGGGCUGCAUCCACACCAGACAAGCUGGCCCAGGCAGCGCAGUCGUCGGCAGCCACCAUCACCCAGCUCGCUGAGGUGGUCAAGCUGGGGGCCGCCAGCCUGGGCUCUGACGACCCUGAGACACAGGUGGUGUUGAUCAAUGCCAUCAAAGAUGUGGCCAAGGCCCUUUCAGAUCUGAUCGGCGCUACCAAGGGAGCUGCCAGCAAGCCUGCUGAUGACCCCUCCAUGUACCAGCUCAAGGGGGCCGCCAAGGUGAUGGUGACCAAUGUCACCUCCCUCCUCAAGACUGUAAAGGCGGUGGAGGACGAGGCCACCCGGGGCACACGGGCGCUUGAGGCCACAAUCGAGUACAUGAAACAGGAGCUCACGGUGUUCCAGUCCAAAGAGGUACCUGAAAAGACCUCAUCACCUGAAGAAUCGAUAAGGAUGACGAAAGGCAUCACCAUGGCGACAGCCAAAGCCGUGGCCGCAGGGAACUCAUGCAGACAGGAGGACGUGGUCGCCACCGCCAACCUGAGCCGGAAAGCCGUGUCCGAUAUGCUGACGGCUUGUAAGCAAGCAUCCUUCCACCCUGAUGUCAGUGAGGAGGUGCGCACCAGAGCCUUGCGGUACGGGACAGAGUGCACCCUCGGCUACCUGGACCUUCUCGAGCACGUCUUGGUGAUUCUUCAGAAACCAAGCCCGGAACUCAAGCACCAGCUGGCUGCCUUCUCCAAGCGUGUCGCCGGCGCCGUGACAGAGCUCAUCCAGGCUGCAGAAGCCAUGAAAGGAACAGAGUGGGUGGAUCCAGAAGACCCAACCGUCAUUGCAGAAACAGAAUUACUGGGGGCCGCAGCAUCCAUUGAGGCUGCCGCUAAGAAGUUAGAGCAACUGAAGCCAAGAGCAAAACCAAAACAAGCAGACGAGACUCUGGACUUUGAAGAACAGAUUUUGGAAGCUGCUAAAUCCAUUGCUGCUGCCACAAGUGCCCUGGUCAAGUCGGCCUCGGCAGCCCAGAGGGAGCUGGUGGCCCAAGGAAAGGUGGGUUCCAUCCCUGCCAAUGCUGCCGAUGACGGACAGUGGUCCCAGGGGCUGAUUUCUGCCGCCCGGAUGGUGGCAGCUGCAACCAGCAGUCUCUGUGAGGCGGCCAAUGCCUCCGUUCAGGGACAUGCCAGUGAGGAGAAGCUCAUCUCAUCCGCCAAGCAGGUCGCUGCUUCCACGGCCCAACUGCUCGUGGCCUGCAAGGUGAAGGCCGACCAGGAUUCAGAGGCCAUGAGGCGGCUACAGGCAGCAGGAAAUGCUGUGAAAAGAGCCUCAGAUAAUCUUGUUCGUGCAGCCCAGAAAGCAGCAUUUGGCAAAGCUGAUGAUGAUGAUGUUGUAGUGAAAACAAAGUUUGUAGGGGGCAUUGCUCAGAUCAUUGCCGCCCAGGAGGAAAUGUUGAAAAAAGAACGAGAACUGGAAGAAGCAAGGAAAAAACUGGCCCAGAUCCGCCAACAACAGUAUAAAUUCCUACCCACUGAGCUGAGGGAGGACGAAGGAUAAGACCGGAGCCAAGAUGGCGUGCCCCAGGGGAUGGCUCUGCAAGAACUGGACAGACAGUGUUCCUGAGAGGCUGCGCACUCACCUGGAAAACGGCCUGCCUCCCCCCUGGGGCCAACCCAGAGCCCUAAGUGCUCGUUCUCAUGUCUCUGUCCUGUAGGGCACCGGCUGCAUGAUCGCGAUGUCACACGGUACAGUGUCCCACCCACAGCUCCUUCGCCACCUCCCCUCAUGCCUCACCAUAUCUCAGGAGAGAGGGGCGCACGUUUCGUGAACUGUUACCAAAAAAAGAGAAGUCAGUAUUAUGUCGUUCUCAGACACUUUUGCUUUCGUUGGUCCUUCUCUAGGCCCCACUCCUGGGCCUUCUGUGAAACCUUAAGAGGAAAAAAAUAAUGGCUUGGGGAGAAUCACUCAUGUCCUAGAUAUUACUCUCCCUCUCAGGAGAAGAUGGAAGUUGGAGUUGGACACAGUUAAUAAAAGCCGGAAACGUAAACCAGUGUGGACUCCAGGAGGGCAACUCCGGUCCUUCUGUGUCUCAAGCACUGGCUCCCUCAGAGGGUGGAGAAUUCCUGCUCCCAUUUGCACGCUUUCUUGCCUCCAUGUGUAAGCUCCUUGUACAGUCUAGACCCAUCUUAUGUUCUCUGGCCCAGAAAACUGGACGAUUAUUUUUUUCCUCCAUGAUCCAAAGGGCAGAAGUACGGGGGACUGCCAGGGCUUGGUGAGCAGAGGCUGUAAUAAAAUGUGUGGGCUCCUU
Callorhinus ursinus (northern fur seal) is the source of this 8480-nucleotide messenger RNA. It is a transcript of the gene TLN2, whose product is annotated as talin 2. Gene Ontology annotation, cellular component: plasma membrane; ruffle; focal adhesion. Gene Ontology annotation, molecular function: actin filament binding; structural constituent of cytoskeleton; integrin binding. The record is from RefSeq and is a predicted model, not a curated record. Gene Ontology annotation, biological process: cell-cell adhesion; actin cytoskeleton organization. Lineage: Eukaryota; Metazoa; Chordata; Mammalia; Carnivora; Otariidae.